Amphimedon queenslandica is the source of this 1357-nucleotide messenger RNA. RefSeq lists its product as uncharacterized. The record is from RefSeq and is a predicted model, not a curated record. NCBI's taxonomy places the organism in Eukaryota, Metazoa, Porifera, Demospongiae, Haplosclerida, Niphatidae. The coding region runs from base 188 to 1357 and encodes 389 amino acids. The transcript has 5 exons. Gene Ontology annotation, molecular function: protein binding.
GGGAGUGUUCUGUGGGUUUUAUCACAACUGUUAGGCCUUUGAUCUUUGCUGCAACUAUACAUUAAUUAUUAUUAAUUAUAAUUAUUGAUAAUUUAAAGGUAUCUCAUAUGAAGGUAGAAAAGUUGAUGAAAGCAAUAAGUCAUCAAUACAAUCAUCAGAGUCUGAGAAGGAAGAGAGUAAAAAGAAGAUGACAAAAGCAAUGCAAAUGGAAAUAGAUCAUUUACGAUCAUCUCUUCAAAGCAAAACAGGAGUAGAGAAAACAUUAAUUGAAAGAGAAAAGGAGAUAGAACAGUUACAGGAAAAGAUAUCAUUAAUGAAUAUACAACAACUGAAAGAAACUUCAAUUGCUCUUAGAAAGGAUCAGUCUACACAAUCAAUAGAUCCACCAAAAGGACCAGUUUAUGUAGUUAUUAGAGACUGGGAGGCAAGGAAUAGUAAUCAGCUUUCAAUCAAGAAAGGAGAGAAACUUGAGAUCAAGGAAGAGCGUACUAAUGGAUGGUGGCUAGCAAGAUCAUUAGAUACUGAUCAAGAGGGACGUGUUCAUAUUAGUGACAUUAAAAAAGAUGAAGAGAGUGAACUGUCAACAUUGGAAUCACUUGAACUAUUUCAUUAUGCAAUGACAGAAAAUGUUGACAUACCUAAAAUCAAGGAAAUUAAGAUGAGGAGCAACGUUGAGAGAGCAAGUCUCUUUUUAUCAUUAAUUAAACAAGAUUCAGUUCUGCUAGAUCAACUUAGAAAAAAAGGACAUGGAAAACCUAAAGCAAUUAGGUGGUAUGAUGAUGGUGUUCAACUGACCUCUCCAUCUUUAAUACAAUGUCAAGAAGUAGUUUCUCUAUUAACAUACAAACAUAGAGACAUUGUCAUCAAGGAAUCAUCUCCUGAUAUUGUGUGUGAUCUGUUGCCAGUUUUAUUACAAAAUGAAAAGGUGGAAUACUUGACAAUACAAGACACUCAACUAACACAGGACUGCAUCUCAUCCUUAUGUAACUUACUGGCUAAUAAUAAAUCAUUAUUAGAUUUUUAUCUUACUACCUGUUCCGUUGAUGACAAAGCAGUUGCUGAUAUUACAAAUGUACUACAAACACACAAUAACACACUUUUAGGAUUAGUCUUCUUUAAUAAUCCUCAUAUUACUUCAGUUAGUGCUCAGUCUCUUUCUGAACUAAUUAUCAACAAUUCAACAUUAACUAGAUUACAAAUAACAGGCACUUCAAUAUCAUCUGAUGGAAUAUUAAUAAUUCUUCAAUCGUUAACAAUCAAUAAAAGUAUAAAGCUCUAUUUAGAUAUGAAAGACAAAGACACAUGCACAACAUACCAUGACUAUAAUAUUAUAAAAGAUAGAGUAAUAUUUAUGUGA